Fusarium vanettenii 77-13-4 is the source of this 1140-nucleotide messenger RNA. Its product is annotated as GCN5-related N-acetyltransferase. The transcript is spliced from 4 exons. The record is from RefSeq and is a predicted model, not a curated record. Gene Ontology annotation, biological process: chromatin remodeling; positive regulation of transcription by RNA polymerase II. The coding region runs from base 1 to 1140 and encodes 379 amino acids. Gene Ontology annotation, molecular function: protein binding; histone H3 acetyltransferase activity. Gene Ontology annotation, cellular component: histone acetyltransferase complex. NCBI's taxonomy places the organism in Eukaryota, Fungi, Ascomycota, Sordariomycetes, Hypocreales, Nectriaceae.
AUGGGGGAUAUGUCCUCGCCGAAUGCCCCCGCAGUAGUCGAGGAACGCAACGGCGAGAUAGAAUUCCGCGUCGUCAACAACGAUGGUGAGCGGGAGAGUGUCAUCAUCCUGAGCGGGUUGAAAUGCGUUUUCCAAAAGCAGCUACCGGAAAUGUCAAAGACCUACAUCGCGCGUCUCGUCUACGACAGAGCACACGUGUCCAUCAUCAUCGUGAGGAGGCGAUUGGAAGUAGUGGGAGGCAUCACGUACCGGCCGUUCGAGGACCGCGGGUUUGCCGAGAUUGCCUUUUGCGCCGUCUUGUCGGAUGAGCAGAUCAAGGGAUACGGAACACACCUCAUGUCACACCUGAAGGACUACAUCAAAGCAUCAUCGAAUAUGAUGCAUCUUCUGACCUAUGCCGACGACUUGGCCAUCGGCUAUUUCAAGAAACAGGGCUUCACAAAGGACAUCAUGUUGGAUGAGUCGGUUUGGAAGGGGUGUAUCAAAGACUAUCAGGGCGGGACUCUCAUGCAGUGCUCCCUGCUCCCAAGGAUCCGCUACCUGGAGCUGGGCCGCAUGCUCUUGAAGCAGAAGGCAUGUGUCCAGGCCAAGAUACAGGCUCUUAGCAAGAGCGACGUGGUCCAUCAGCCUCCCAAAGCGUGGGAGAACGGCGUCAUCCCCAUCGACCCCCUAUCCAUCGACGCGAUCCGGGCGUCGGGCUGGUCACCCGAGGUGGACGAGCUGAUGAGACAAUCGCGUCACAGGCCGAGCUACAGGCAGCUGUCGCGUCUUCUGAGUGACCUGCAGAAACAUAAAUCAUCGUGGCCAUUCCUCGAGCCUGUCAGCAAAGACGACGUCGCCGAUUACUAUGAAACCAUCAAGGAACCUAUGGAUCUUAGUACUAUGGAGGCCAGGUUGGAGAGGUACAUGUGGGAGCAGAUACUAAUAGCGAGUUGCCUGGCGCAGGGUCGACGCGAGAACGUGACGGCCCAAGACGGCCGUUUCACUUUCCACUGGUUGCAGGUUGUUCUAUAUUUGCUAUCCCCGUUCCAAACACAGCAGUUGGGUACGGGGUUCUACGGGAACCGCGCCAACUGUCUUAAUCCACAAAUGGGCACUUCCCUGAUGGGCAUUGCAACAACCACCGAGGCACCCACCUAA